Molecule: messenger RNA, 1618 nt
Organism: Quercus lobata
Lineage: Eukaryota; Viridiplantae; Streptophyta; Magnoliopsida; Fagales; Fagaceae
Product: cytochrome P450 78A7-like
Exons: 2
Coding region: 1-1617 (538 amino acids)
Molecular function (GO): monooxygenase activity; heme binding; oxidoreductase activity, acting on paired donors, with incorporation or reduction of molecular oxygen
Source: RefSeq, a predicted model, not a curated record
AUGGAGUUAACUUUUUCUUUAGACACUACUUGGUGGGUGUUUACUCUCCCAGCUGUUCUGGAAACUCAAAACUUGUUUAAUGGUUUUGUUUUGUUUUCAAUCUUCAUGUCGCUUUUAUCAAUUGGCUUUCUAACCUGGGCUUUCUCCACUGGAGGUCUAGCCUGGAAAAAUGGAAGGAAUCAAAUGGGUUCAGUCCCGAUUCCUGGACCUCGUGGCCUUCCUCUCUUUGGCAGUUUGUUCAGCUUAAGCCACGGCUUGGCUCAUCGAACUCUUGCCCGCAUGGCUUCAAUCCAUGGUGCCACUCAGCUCAUGGCAUUCAGCUUAGGCUCAACCCCUGCCAUCAUCACCUCUGACCCCAAAACUGCUCGUGAAAUCUUAACCUCUCCCCAUUUUGCCAAUCGUCCUAUCAAGCAAUCUGCUAAGACCCUAAUGUUUAGCCGUGCCAUUGGGUUUGCACCAAAUGGAACAUACUGGCGGCUCCUUAGGAGGAUUUCAUCAAAUCAUCUAUUUGCACCCAAACGCAUUGCUGCCCACGAAGCCGGACGCCAGAUGGACUGUGCCAUCAUGUUGGAUGCCAUUACCACUGAGCAAUCACUUCAUGGUGGUGUUGUCUUACGAAACCACCUCCAAGCUGCCGCGCUUAACAACAUUAUGGGGACCGUGUUUGGCAAAAGAUACGAUCUCACGUGCAAUAGCGACGAGGCAAAAGAACUGAAUGAGCUUGUUAGGGAAGGGUUUGAGCUCUUAGGUGCUUUCAACUGGUCCGAUUAUCUCCCAUGGCUUAGCUACUUGUAUGAUCCUUUUUGUGUCAACCAGCGUUGCUCAGAGCUUGUUCCUCGUGUCAGAAAGCUUGUUAAGAAAAUAAUAGAUGAGCACCGGUACCGGCUUGGUGACUCGAGCAAGCUCUCUGACCAUGCAGAUUUUGUUGAUGUUCUACUCUCUUUGGAUGGGGAUGAGAAGCUUGAAGAAGAUGACAUGGUCGCGGUCUUAUGGGAAAUGAUCUUCCGUGGUACUGACACUACCGCACUUUUAACCGAGUGGGUCAUGGCCGAGUUAGUUUUAAACUAUGAAGUGCAACACAAGCUUCACCACGAGCUUGACAUUGUUGUGGGAAACAAAAAUAUCACGGAUGCUGACGUAGCCAAAUUACCCUACUUGCAAGCCAUUGUGAAGGAAACCCUACGUGUUCACCCACCUGGGCCACUCCUAUCAUGGGCCCGGAUGUCCACGUCGGAUGUCCAGCUAAGCAACCGCAUGGUGGUCCCGGCCAACACUACGGCCAUGGUGAACAUGUGGGCCAUAACCCAUGACCCAAAAGUGUGGGAGGAGCCUUUAGUGUUCAAGCCAGAGAGGUUCUUAGAUGCUGACGUGGAUGUUAGGGGAGGAGACCUUAGGCUUGCACCCUUUGGGGCUGGUCGUAGGGUUUGUCCAGGCAAGAACUUAGGGCUUGUGACUGUGACCCUUUGGGUUGCUAAAUUGCUUCAACACUUUGAAUGGGUUCAAGACAUGGCUAACCCAGUUGACCUAACUGAGGUGUUGAAGCUCUCAUGUGAGAUGAAGAGCCCUCUCUCUGUUGUGGCUGUUUCGAGGAAUGGUGUUCCACCUAUUUACGCUUAGG